AUGGCUCCAAAGCGCAAGCCCCCGGUGCAACAUGCGGGUCCUGAAAAAAAGAAGGGGCGUCAGGGGGCAGAGGAGGAGGACAGCUUCCGCUCCACUGCCAAGGCUCUCAGAGCUGCACCCACAGAGAAGCACAUAGUCCGAGUGGAUCCAGCAUGCCCACUCAGCCACAGUCCCAGGACUCAGGUGCAUGAAGACUACGCCUGCACCCUGAACCAGACCAACAUCGGGAGCAACAACAACAAAUUCUACAUCAUCCAGCUGCUGGAAGAUGGUGACCGCUUCGCCUGCUGGAACCGCUGGGGUCGUGUGGGAGAAGUGGGCCAGUCAAAGCUCAGCUAUUUCGUGUUACUGGAGGAUGCAAAAAAGGACUUUGAGAAGAAGUUUCGGGACAAGACCAAGAACAGCUGGGUGGAUCGGGACCAUUUUGUGGCCCACCCGGGCAAGUACAUGCUUAUUGAAGUACGGGGAGAGGACGAGGCCCAGGAAGCCAUGGUGAAGAUGGUUGGAGGCCCAGUAAGGACCAUGGUUCAGCAGGUGCGGCCCUGCUCCCUGGACGCAGCUACACAGAAGCUCAUCACCAACAUCUUCAGCAAAGACAUGUUCAAGAAUGCCAUGACCCUCAUGAACCUGGAUGUGAAGAAGAUGCCCCUAGGGAAGUUGAGCAAGCAGCAAAUUGCACAGGGCUUCGAGGCUCUGGAGGCACUGGAGGCGGCCCUCAAAGACCCUACGGAUGGUGGCCUCAGCCUGGAGAAGCUAUCCUCCCACUUCUACACUGUCAUUCCCCACAACUUUGGCCGCAAUCGGCCCCCAUCUAUCAACUCCCUUGAGCUUCUGCAGGCCAAAAAGGACAUGCUGCUGGUGCUGGCAGACAUCGAGCUGGCUCAGACCCUGCAGGCAGCCCCUGAAGAGGAGAAGGUGAAGGAGGUGCCACACCCACUGGACCGAGACUACCAGCUCCUUAAGUGCCAGCUCCAGCUGCUCGACUCCGAGGCACCCGAGUACAAGGUAAUAUAUACCUACUUAGAACAGACUGGCAACACCUACAGGUGCCCUGUUCUUCAACAUGUUUGGAAAGUAAACCGAGAAGGGGAGGGAGAUAGGUUCCAGGCCCACGCCAAGCUGGGUAAUCGGAGGCUGCUGUGGCAUGGCACCAAUGUGGCUGUGGUGGCCGCCAUCCUCACCAGUGGGCUUCGCAUCAUGCCACAUUCUGGUGGCCGCGUUGGCAAGGGCAUCUACUUCGCCUCAGAGAAUAGCAAGGCAGCGGGCUAUGUUACUGGCAUGUCCUGCGGAGCCCACCAAAUUGGCUACAUGUUCCUGGGUGAGGUGGCACUGGGCAGAGAGUACCACAUCACCAUCGACGAGCCCAGCUUGAAGCAGCCACCCCCUGGCUUCGACAGUGUCAUUGCCCGAGGCCACACAGAGCCUGAUCCAGCCAAGGACACCGAGCUGGAGCUGGAUGGACAGCGAGUGGCAGUGCCCCAGGGCCAGCCCGUGCCCUGCACAGAGUUCAGCAGCUCCACCUUCUCCCAGAGCGAAUAUCUCAUCUACCAAGAGAGCCAGUGUCGCCUGCGCUACCUGCUAGAGGUUCAUCUCUGA
Messenger RNA from Puma concolor (puma), 1596 nucleotides. It is a transcript of the gene PARP3, whose product is annotated as poly(ADP-ribose) polymerase family member 3. Gene Ontology annotation, cellular component: site of double-strand break; nucleolus. The record is from RefSeq and is a predicted model, not a curated record. Lineage: Eukaryota; Metazoa; Chordata; Mammalia; Carnivora; Felidae. Gene Ontology annotation, biological process: protein poly-ADP-ribosylation; double-strand break repair. Gene Ontology annotation, molecular function: NAD+ poly-ADP-ribosyltransferase activity.